AUGCGAGACUUAUAUGUGCUAUUUCUCAAACACAACUUACUUACAGGGGCCAUUCCUUCCAUAAUUGGAAACCUCAAGAACCUGGAGUGGCUAGAUUUAUCACAGAACUGGCUUGAAUCACACAUCCCGGACUCGCUUGGCAACCUCACCUUCCUAAAACACUUAAACAUCUCGUAGAACAAGCUUCUCGGAAGGGUUCCACCGGGUGGUCAGCUUGCAACAUUCCCGGAUCGAUCGACCGCGCUGUUAAGAAGCCAAGCGCAAGAUCACACACCAAUAGUAGUGCGGAGCUCCAGGGAAACGACUCGGCAUGAAUGGAGAGGGCAACUGAAGCAUAUUCAGCUUGUAAAAGAUAGAGCGCGUCUAAAGAGAACAAUCUUGGUGGUGCUACGAUCGUACCCGUCUAUAUCGAUCCGCCUUGAUCGACGACUUGUUUUUCAUGGAGAUGCUGAAGAUUCAGAGUUGGAAGCACUCUUGAGCUUUAAAAAUUCUGUGGAUGAUCCUCUGGUGGCACUGAAUAACUGGAAGGCAGGCACAGACGUUUGCCAAUGGAUUGGUGUAAGUUGUUCCUCGGUAGGCCGCAUCACUGGCAUACAGCUUGAUUCUCUGUCACUUUCGGGCCUUCUUCCAUUUUCUACCAUCCAAACCCUGCCUCAACUACGCACCUUGAGUGCUUCUGGGAACAACUUCACUGGGAUCAAAAUAUCACCGCAGAAAUGCUCUUUGGAGGUCCUCAAUUUGUCAAGCAACGAUUUCACUAGUCAUUUUCUAGAUAUUCUUUUGGUUACUUGCAAAGACAUCAGGCAGUUGAACCUCUCACACAACAAGCUAAGAAAAAUUUCGCUGAAGGGAACAAUCGGGCAUGUUAUGGUUUCGGUUGAUUUAUCUCACAACAGAAUCAGUGGCUCGAUACCUGCUUCCUUUUUCACAUUGUGUAAGAGCUUGCGGUUUCUAGACGUAUCGAGCAAUCAGCUGGUUGGAGGGGUGCCUGAAGAUAUGUUUAUAAACUGCAGAAGCUUACAAGAGCUUUCACUGUCGUCGAAUAAUUUGACAGGGGAAUUUUCUGGUCUACGUUCAUCCAACAGUCUUCAGAAGCUCAACCUGUCUACCAACGUUUUCACAUCAUUUCAGAUCGAGCACUGUCCUACUCUGGAGGAGCUGGAUCUCUCUUUUAACAACAUUUCUGGGACAGUUUUUCGGAAGGAUUGUGGUUCUUUGAAGAUGCUCAAUCUAUCAGACAAUCACUUAUCUGGACCAUUCCUCUCGGUAUUUGCCAAUCGAACUUUAGCUACGGUUUUCAAGUCUCUUAAAGUUCUCCAAGCCGACCACAACAACUUUAUAGGUGAACUCCCUACAGUUCCUCCAAGUCUUGAGGUUCUAGACCUGAGCUGCAACUUCUUCAGCACUGGCAACCCAAACAUCUGCCCUGCAAGGUCCUCACUUAAGUCUUUGCUGCUGGUAUAUAACAGGUUGCAUGGCCGGGUUCUGAACUCAGCCAUGAACUGUGGUAAUCUGGAAAUGCUUGAUAUGAGCAUCAAUUCUCUAGCAGGGCCCAUUCCAGUGGAUAUGUGCAGCAGACUUCCGAAGCUUCAACAUCUUCUUCUUUGGGGGAACAAUCUUGAAGGCAGCAUACCCGCUACAAUCAGCAACUGCAGUGAGCUGGUGACACUAAAUCUCAGUUUUAACAAUCUCACAGGUGUCAUUCCUCAGCAGAUAUCUGGGCUGAAGAAACUCUGGUUGCUGCUUCUGAGCAACAACAUGAUAUCUGGAGCAAUCCCCGCAUCUAUUGGAAGUAUGUUGAGCCUUCGAUCUCUCGUACUGGGUCACAACAUGCUUCAGGGUGGUCUACCAAGUGAACUUAGAAACAACAAGGGUCUAACUUUGUUUUUAGUGAACGACAAUCAGUUGACAGGACAAAUUCCAAGCUGGAUCGGCCGCUCAUCAGAAGUGGAAGAGGAUAAAAUAACCGAAGUAACCUUCCCGUUUCUGAUGGUGUUUGCAAUCAACAUAGAGGCAUCCAUCUGCAAAGCUUAUGAGGAGGUUUUCAUACUGCAAGGGAUCCGCUUGGAUGACUUUGAGCAACUUCCGUUUGCAACCAGAUGCAGAAGAUGGUUCUUUCUGGCACCUCCUGGUUUCAACUUAACAAUAUAUAGUCUGGUAAACAGUCCUUUGGCUAUUGAUCUCUCCCACAACAGCUUCACUGGAACAAUCCCAGAGGAAUUUGGUGGCAUGCGAGACUUAAAUGUGCUAAAUCUCGCACACAACUUACUUACGGGGGCCAUUCCUUCCACAAUUGGAAACCUCAAGAACCUGGAGUGGCUAGAUUUAUCACAGAACUGGCUUGAAUCACACAUUCCGGACUCGCUUGGCAACAUCACCUUCCUGAAAUACUUAAACAUCUCGAACAACAAGCUUUUCGGAAGGGUUCCACAGAUUGCUCAACUUGCAUUAUUCCCGGUGAGCAGCUAUGAAGGAAACCCAGGCCUUUGUGGCUUCCCCCUUGCAGAGUGUGCUAGUUUGCAUAAUCCUUUUCAUGAUGAUCACAAAGAUGAAAACGAUGGUGACGGUCAUGGUGAUCAAACGAUUCUGGCUGCCAUUGUUGGUGGUGGUGUUUCAUGCAUUCUGUGGACCUUUGCAGUUUUCUUCAGUAAGAGAUGGGAGGCACUGCUUACACGUUUAAUAUAA
Molecule: messenger RNA, 2685 nt
Organism: Selaginella moellendorffii
Lineage: Eukaryota; Viridiplantae; Streptophyta; Lycopodiopsida; Selaginellales; Selaginellaceae
Product: receptor-like protein kinase BRI1-like 3
Exons: 3
Cellular component (GO): plasma membrane
Molecular function (GO): protein binding
Source: RefSeq, a predicted model, not a curated record